Rosa rugosa (rugosa rose) is the source of this 3131-nucleotide messenger RNA. RefSeq names its product probable disease resistance protein At5g66900. The transcript is spliced from 6 exons. NCBI's taxonomy places the organism in Eukaryota, Viridiplantae, Streptophyta, Magnoliopsida, Rosales, Rosaceae. The record is from RefSeq and is a predicted model, not a curated record. Gene Ontology annotation, biological process: defense response to fungus. The coding region runs from base 338 to 2998 and encodes 886 amino acids. Gene Ontology annotation, molecular function: ADP binding.
UUCCUAACAAGUCAAUGGCGUCCUUGCUGGGUCAGUCAAUGGACUCCCAAUUAGAAAUCUUUUUCUAUAUAUUGAAGAAAAAUAUGUUCUCCUUUAUCUGCACCAAGGGUCUUUGCAUCCCUGGAUAUCACCAAUUACAAAUUAAGAGAGAAUUUUGUUUUGCAUACUCAUCUGCUCUGUUGUGAUCUUCUUGUUUUGAUUAGAAUUAAUUCAAGUUUUCUGAUUUUUGGUCUGGAAGUUUUCUAAUUAGCCGGAGUGGAGGGGCUUGUUUAUCUCAAACUCUUCAAAUCAAUUUGGGUUUUGUGUCUAGCCUGAUCGACAAUAUAGAGAAUCAAGAAUGGACCUUGUUGCAGGGGGUGCUAUGGGUGUACCAUUUAAUGCGCUCUAUGACGUCAUUAAGGAAGUGGUGGUCAAGACUAAGAUGUUUAAGCCUCUCCUCAAAGAUCUUGACUCAACGGUAGACUCUUUGAAACCACUGAUCGAUGAGAUGGAAAAGUGCAAUAAGGUGUUGGAUCAUCCAGAGAAUGAACUUAAAGGAUUUAAAGUACAAAUGCAGAAGGGUGCAGUGCUCAUUCCCAAGUGCUCCAAGGUUAGGUGGUGGAAUAUUUGCAAAAAGUAUAAAUACACCAACCAACUUCUUGGAUUAAACAGCUCUCUUCGGAGUUUAUUUGAUAUACUGAACGUGCAAGCAGCAAGAGAUGGGAAGAAGACGCUGGUUGAAGUAGGACAUAUAGGGACGGUUGUCCAGCAUACUCAUACAACAAUACUGGAAGUUGCAGAGAAUGUGCAACAGAACUUGGUUGCGACAAAUGAUAUAGAGACGGUGGUCCAUCGGACUGAUGUAACAAGCUUGCAAGUAGCAAGGGAUGUGAGAAAUAUAGAUACUGUGGUCCAGCGUACUGAUGUAACAAGCUUGCAAGUAGCAAGGGGUGUGAGAAACAUAGAGACAGUGGUACAGCGGAUUUCUGACAAUGUUGAGAAAAUAGACGAGGUUCGAGGUUCGGGUGCAGUACCUGUAGGUGCAUCAUUUACAGUUGGAGUGGAUAUGCCUUUGAGGGAAUUGAAGAUUAAGCUUCUUAAGGAUGAGAAAGUAACAAUGCUUGUGCUCACUGCUCCAGGAGGAUGUGGGAAAACCACUUUAGCAAUAAAGUUUUGUGAAGAUUACGAAGUCAAAGACAAAUUUAAGGAGAAUAUCUUCUUUGUCACUGUCUCAAGAAAGUCGGAUGACCGUGUUGUACAAGAGCUUUAUCACUCCAGGGGUUAUAAAAUUUCUCCUUUGCACAGCGAAGUUGAUGUGGUUAAGUGGCUACAGCAAUUCCGGAUUGAAGUAGGAAAGAAUCCUGUACUUUUUGUCUUGGAUGAUGUUUGGUCUGAAUCGGUAUCCCUUCUUCAGAAGUUUGAUGAUUUCAAAUUGCCAAAUUCCAAGAUUUUGGUGACAUCAAGAUUUAGAUUUCCAAGAUUUGGUACUCAACAUAUUUUAGAACCGUUGAAUAUUGAAGAUGCAGCAACUCUUUUCAAACAUUCAGCAUCCCUCGGAGAUCGGAGCUGUUAUGUUCCUGAAGAUGUUCCUGAAGAUACUAUGAGAAAGAUAAUAGAGCAUUUCAAAAAAUCUCCACUUGCCAUUACAGUGGUUGGAAGAUCUCUUUGUGGAAAACCUGUAGAAUCCUGGCUGAAAAGAGCAUCUACACUAAAAGGUGCUUCUAUUCUUUAUUCUGAGGCUGAUUUGCUAGAUGGCCUUCAGAGCUGUUUAGACGCCUUGAAUGAAGAAGAUCAUAAGUUGAAGGAAAUCAAGGAAUGCUUCUUAGACCUGGGUUCAUUUCCUGAAGACCAAAGGAUCUCUGCUGCUGCUCUCAUUGAUAUGUGGGCAGAACUAUAUAAGCUCGAAGAUUUUGAGUCCAUUGCGAACCUCCACGAGCUUGCUGCUCGAAGUCUGGCUAAUCUUCUAAUCACAAGGAACGAGAAGAUGGAGGCAGAUGGGUACUACAGUGAACACUUCAUUACUCAGCAUGAUUUGCUUAGACAGUUGGCUAUCUACCAGCCAAAGCUAGACGCAAAUAAUAAAAGACGGAUCAUAGACAAAUGGGGAGACAAUCUAUCUGAGUGCUUGACAGGACAGAAGCAUCAACCCAUCAAGGCCCGCCUAUUAUCUAUCUCUUCCGAUGGAGUGUUCUCGACAAAUUUGGACAACAUUGAUCUGGCAGAGGUUGAAGUUCUAGUUUUGAAUUUUGACACACAGAACUAUGCUUUACCAGAAUUUGUGGUCAAGAUGGACAAACUGAAGGUUUUAAUAGUCACAAAUCAUGGUUUUUUACCUGCUGAAUUGUGCAACAUUCAACUGCUGGGUUCUUUAUCAAAUCUGAAGAGAAUCAGAUUAGAGCGCAUUUCAAUUUCUUCCAUAACCAAGAAUCUCAUACCGUUGAAGAGUGUAAAGAAGAUAUCUCUAUUCAUGUGCAACAUUGGUCAAGCUUUCAGCAAUUGUUCCCUUCAAAUAUCAGAUGCAUUGCCAUAUUUAGAGGAAAUGAACAUUGACUACUGCAAUGAUUUGGUGGAGUUGCCUGCCGCACUGUGUGCUCUGGUUAACCUAAAGAAGCUCAGUAUAACCAACUCGCAUAAGCUAUCUGCCUUGCCUGAAGAGAUUGGAAAGCUGGUCAAUUUAGAAGUAUUGAGGCUGAGGUCUUGUACAGACUUGGCAAAGUUGCCAGACUCGACUAGGAACCUAGAGAAGUUAAACUUUCUAGACAUAGCUGAUUGCUUCAGCAUUCGGGAAUUGCCUGAAGACUUUGGUGGAAUGAGCAGUUUAAAAAAGAUCAACAUGAGAAUGUGUUCAAGAUUGCAAGAGCUGCCUUCAUCAGUUGUGAAUCUUGAGCAGUUGCAGGAAGUGGUAUGUGAUGAAGACACAGGUGAUUUAUGGGAACCCUUCUUACCCCGUCUCAAAAAGCUCCAUAUAAAGCCGGUCAAAGAAAAUGUCAACCUGAAUUGGCUACAUAAGCUUCAAUAAUUUUUGAGACCUGAUUUUCCUUGAUUUUAUGUAUCUGUGACUUGUAUUGUAUACUUUCUACUUCCAUCUUACGAGUUUUUCCCCCUUUUGGUUUUGAGACCUGUAUUUCCUCAAUAAAUGUUAAAGCCUUUUU